UGCCUCGCAGCCUGGUGGUCAAUUGGGCAUUCUAGAAACGAACGAGGAGUUCCUGUUUUCCCACGACCAGCUAGACGGCGAUUGACAGAAACCGAUUUUGACAACGAAUGCACUCGAUCAUCACCGUCCCACCGUCGCGCGCACCGUCGAGAGUGAAGAGCCUAAGCAGGCAAUUACUAGAUGUCCCAUGCCAAUCAUGGCUUCCAAGUUUGCGGCUUGUGGUGCCGCGGGUACAGGAUUCUGCAGCUGCGCUUUUCAUCUCGCUCUCGAGGACUUCAAGAAGAACUCCAAUCUCAGCGCCGAGGAAUUGCAGUCUUUCGAGGGCACGCGUCUUCACCAGCUCAGAUCAGCCAUCGGGAGGAUUCAAAAGGAUCAAGAAUCAAAACGGCGGCUCAGAUACAUGAAGCGACUUGAGCCAUUCCUCCAAACCAUGGAGCAGUACGGGAAGGUUGUUGAAGUCUUCGUCAACGCCUCGGACAUUGUUGCUUACUUGUGGGGGCCGAUGAAAUUCUUGCUGAUCACCGCAUCCUCGUACACCGAGGCGUUGGACUCUCUCAUGGACGCUUAUCAGGCCAUUUGGGAAGAAUUACCGCUCCUGGAAGCUUACCAGCCACUCAUCGAAUCACGCCCAGAUCUGAAGACCGUCCUAGUGUGGGUGUAUCAGGACAUCCUCGAUUUCCAUAGGGAAGCGCUCCGUUAUUUCAGACAUAGAGUGUGGAAACAGCUGUUUCAGUCCGCCUGGAGAGGAUUCGGGUUCAAAAUAAAAGCGAUCAAGGAGAACAUGGCGCGACACAAGCGUCUUCUGGCAGAAGGCGUAGGCGCAAUGGAGAUAGAAAAUAGCGGCAAAAUUCGGCAGGAGUUGCGGCUCGAAUUUGAAGCAAGAAGGCGGGUGGAGACAGAUCGUCGGCGUGACGAGGUCGUACGGUGGCUUUCUCCGUAUCCCACACGGGAGAUUCUAGGGCGACACCGAAAGGCAAGAUCGAUCUGCCCUGAUUCCGGAGACUGGCUUCUAAAAACGCCAAAAUUCGACGGCUGGAUUAGUCCUCAAUACUGCACCAACCCCCUCUUGUGGAUCACGGGAAUCCUUGGGGCCGGAAAAUCAGUUCUUGCCUCUUUGAUCAUUGAAGAGACGCAGAAUUUGCUCUUGGGGGCAACGGAUCCUUGCAGCUCGGACCCGUCAGUCGCUUAUUUCUUCUGUCACCAGGGGGAAACCGAGUCGAACACGUUCCUCGCCGUGGCAAGAGGAAUUUUAGCGCAGCUAAUGACACAGAACACCCACCUUCUCCCCCAUAUAUACGAACAAAGAUCUCUGAGCGGGGAGGUGGUUCUUUCCUCGGGAGACUUGGCGAGGUCUUUGCUCGAGGCCGUCUUGGGAUGCUGCAAGAACACAUACAUCGUGAUCGACGGCCUCGACUCGUGCAGCAGACGGGAUAGGAAGGAGAUCGUACAGGUAUUCCGAGGGAUUAUUGAGUCUUUGCCGCCGACCGAGACGGACGCAAUCCGGUGCGUCUUUGUGAGCCAGGACGACGGGGUUGCGAGAAAGGAUCUCUCCGAUAUCCCGACCAUUAGGAUAACCCCGGACGACAAUCGACGGGACAUAGAAAGAUACUCGGUUGCGAAGAAGAAAACCCUCGAGGCAAGAUUUGGAUCCUUGGAUUCGACAGGUGUAGAUGUAGUAAAAGUUGUCACAGCAAAGGCCCAAGGGAUGUUCCUCUAUGCCGAGCUAGCAUUCGCCAAUUUGCUCUCGUGUGCACUGGUGCCGGAUCUGGUUCGGGAGCUCAAGUCCAUUCCAAAGGGCCUCGACGAGGCUUACGCGAGAAUAGUAGACCGUCUCCUCUCGUCCACAGACGUACGGCCAUCCGAGUGUCUGUCCAUUCUUGGCUGGCUGGCGUGUGCAAAGCGGCCCCUGAAGUGGUACGAGCUUCGCGGUGCGGUGUCGAUUGAUAUUGAGGGCCAGACUAUCCGCCAGGAGAACCAAAUGCUGCUCGGGGCGAGACUAUGGGAACUUUGCGGACCGUUGGCCACGAUCAGGCAGGAUCAAACGUUGGAGUUCAUUCACCCAACUGCGAAGGAGUACCUUCUCAAGCACAAACUUGCCGAGACAGAUAUCCAGCUGGAGCUCUUUAUUCUUUCUGUUUCGUAUCUCAAUCUGCCAGGGAUACGACACGACGCAUCUCCAGAUCGUAUGAAGGCCCUUCUCAUUGCCGGGUAUUAUGGGUUUCUUGACUACUCCAUGACAAGUUGGUCACUCCAUCUUCAAGACACCUGUCGCCACAAGGACUGCGAGAACUCGGUCGAGAAAUUAGCCGAAGAGCUGGACGUGUUUCUGGACUGCCAUUGGACGCAUUCUGAGGAUUUAUCAGACAUCAUCGUCACUAAAACAGUCCAGGAGACUCUCUCCCUAUUCAAGAAGCAUAAAUUCUACGACAAACUGUGCUUGGCUUUCGCAGCUGCUAAGAAACAGCUCAGCAUAUACGGCCAGGGGCCUUUAGAACACGAGCCCCUUGACUUGUCCACACUCGGGAAGUUGAUCCGGCAAACACUCGAGACCUUUGCAAUAACGGCCCUUCCUAGUGAGCAACGGACAGCACUGCAAGACGCCUACGGGCCCAACUGGUUCAAAUGCGAACGACCCAACUGCGUGUACUUCCACCAGGGGUUCCCGAACGCACAGCAACGCGACGACCACACGGCACGCCACGAGCGACCAUUCAUCUGCAUCGAACCGACAUGCUUCGCCGCUACGAUGGGCUAUCCAACAAAAAAAGCCCUGAAAAAGCAUCUACUGGAGGACCAUGGCGUCGACUUGACAGGCGAUCUCGAAUUCCCAGAGCCGCCAACCAUCGCAUCCAACGCCGCCAAAGCGCCCUCCAAUUUCGCCUGCGAGCUCUGUUCAAAGACGUUCACCCGCAACCACAACCUCAAGAUCCACGCGCAGACACAUCAGCGUGAAAAGCCCUACUCGUGCGAUGUUUGCGGCCAGGGGUUCGUCCGGGCGCACGACCGGAAGCGCCACCAGGGGCUGCAUUCGGGAGAGAAGAAAUACGUCUGCUCAGGCGAACUCAAGGAUGGCAAGACCUGGGGCUGUGGCAGGAAUUUCGCUCGGCAGGACAAGCUGACGGAGCAUUAUCGCAACAAGGCCGGAAAGAAAUGUCUUCAGCCUUUGGCCGCGGAGGAGGCGAAGGCGGAUGGCAUGAGAGGUGCAGGUGGGAAGGAGCUGGAUGUUGCGGAGUUGCUGAAGUGCCACUUCUUGCUUGAUCCGGAGCGCUUUAGGCCGUUUCAGGGAGUUCCAGUUUCGUCCUUGUUUCCGAGUCCGGCUGUAUUGGGGGUUGAAGGGCGAGAGGAUGGAGAGGUGGAGGGAGCUUAACGUAAACUGGCUACAAAGGCACCACAACAGUAAGGCAAGCCGCUGGCGGGCCCUACCGAGUACAGGUACAGGAUUCCGUAGCCGGGGGGGUCAAAACAACAAGAAAAAGGCACUACUGCGUGCACUAAGACUCGAUGACAAUAAAAAAACGAGCAGCAGUGAAUAUAGCGGCUCCUAACAUUAAGCCAACACUCACCACUGUCACAGUAACCAUAUAUUUAUAGAGAAUGUUCGUCUAUGCAAUCAAAUCGCUACAAGGAAUGAGUACACACC
This is a messenger RNA of Lasiosphaeria miniovina, 3640 nucleotides long. RefSeq lists its product as uncharacterized. Lineage: Eukaryota; Fungi; Ascomycota; Sordariomycetes; Sordariales; Lasiosphaeriaceae. Bases 188 to 3367 code for a protein of 1059 amino acids. The record is from RefSeq and is a predicted model, not a curated record. The transcript is spliced from 8 exons.